Solanum dulcamara is the source of this 1485-nucleotide messenger RNA. RefSeq lists its product as uncharacterized. NCBI's taxonomy places the organism in Eukaryota, Viridiplantae, Streptophyta, Magnoliopsida, Solanales, Solanaceae. The record is from RefSeq and is a predicted model, not a curated record. Gene Ontology annotation, molecular function: ubiquitin protein ligase binding; cholesterol binding. The coding region runs from base 75 to 1166 and encodes 363 amino acids. The transcript is spliced from 9 exons. Gene Ontology annotation, cellular component: endoplasmic reticulum membrane; endoplasmic reticulum. Gene Ontology annotation, biological process: SREBP signaling pathway.
AAAGAUUUUAUUUAUUUGGAAUUAGACAAAAUACAAAUUCUAUUUUGGAGUGCUAAGAAAGCAAAAAAACCGCCAUGGAUGCACAACAACAGCAGAGACAACAAGGUGUUCCGCAACGCCCAAGGCCCGGCGCCGGCGGAGAUGGCGGCGGUGGAGACUUCACUCCGAUUCUCACCGUGCUCGUUGCUUUUAUCGCCAUUUUCGCAUUGGUUGUGGCUCCUUCUAUUUCAACAUUAAAUAAUAGUUUAUCCAUUUUACACCAAGUGCCGGAAGGUCAUGUUGGAGUCUAUUGGAGAGGAGGUGCCCUUUUAAAUACAAUAACUGAUCCAGGUUUUCAUAUGAAACUGCCCUUUAUAACUCAGUUUGAACCCAUUCAAGUUACUCUUCAAACAGAUCUGGUGAGGGAUAUUCCUUGUGGAACCAAAGGAGGCGUGAUGAUAAACUUUGAGAAAAUAGAAGUUGUUAACCGCCUUCGGAAGGACCAUGUGUACGAUACUCUGCUGAAUUAUGGGGUCAAUUAUGAUAAUACAUGGAUAUACGACAAGAUUCAUCAUGAGAUCAAUCAGUUCUGCAGUGCUCACAGCCUUCAACAAGUUUAUAUUGACAUGUUCGAUCAAAUCGAUGAAAAAAUGAAAGAUGCUCUUCAGGCAGACUGCACACGGUAUGCUCCAGGUAUUGAGAUUCUCAGUGUACGUAUUACAAAGCCUAGCAUCCCGGAGAGUAUAAGACGAAACUUUGAGAACAUGGAACAGGAGCGCACCAAGGUCUUGAUUGCAGUAGAGAGACAAAGAGUUGCUGAGAAGGAAGCAGAGACGCAGAAAAAGAUAGCAAUUAGUGAAGCUGAAAGAAAUGCUCAUGUUAGUAAGAUCCAGAUGGAACAGAAGUUGAUGGAAAAAGAUAGUGCUAGGAAACAAGAGGAAAUUUCAAAUUCAAUGUACCUAGCUCGUGAAAAGAGCCUGGCAGAUGCAUCUUACUAUCGAACAAUGAAAGAAGCAGAAGCAAACAAGUUGAAGCUUACUCCAGAAUUUCUCGAACUGCGGUUCAUUGAAGCUAUAGCCAAUAACUCGAAAAUUUUCUUCGGGAACAAGGUGCCCAACAUGGUUCUUGACCAAAGGCUACUUGGAAACUUUUUGCAAGAGGCUGUACCGCGAACGGAUUCGUCUUAGGGGUGUAUUUAUGCUCGUUUGUUGAAGCUCGAUGAUACAGUUUUUCUGGUGUGCAUCACAUGGAGAAUGAUAAACUGUAUUGGCUUAUUUGUAUGUUUCAUUCUGUAGUUUUCAACAUCUAGUUUUUUUCUUCCCUUUUUGGACAUGGAAACUCUCCAUUCUUGAAUAUGCUAUUUGUUUGUGUCAUUCCCCGGAUUGUGAGUGGUAAAUACCAAAGCUGUAUUGUACCAUUUGAAAAGUAUUAACGAGGAGCUUUAAUUGUCAGAACUCAGAUGAUGAAUAUGAAGGAAUGACUAGUCUUCAUAAGCGUUUGGACAUA